This is a messenger RNA of Alternaria atra, 1353 nucleotides long. RefSeq lists its product as uncharacterized. The transcript is spliced from 3 exons. NCBI's taxonomy places the organism in Eukaryota, Fungi, Ascomycota, Dothideomycetes, Pleosporales, Pleosporaceae. The record is from RefSeq and is a predicted model, not a curated record. The coding region runs from base 1 to 1353 and encodes 450 amino acids.
AUGCGCGACCUCCGAAAACAGGCUCUCGAGAGCCACAAGACCAUGUCGCGCAAGGCCCGCUCGCGCGUCGCAUCUACAACAGCCUCAAAGACAACUUCGGCAGCCGGAUCACCAGCACAGUCGCGCGCCGCCAGUCGCAACCGACAGCUCGACUCGGAAGAAGAAGACGAUGGCCACCUCAGCGACGGAACUGCCUGGAGCACAGCAUCUAUCGACGAUGUACUCAACGGCGAAGAUGUCAACAUCCCCGAAGAUGCGUGGAAGGCUGAGCUCAAUACGCGCAUCGAGCAGAUUACCAACCUCAAGCGCAGCAGCACCGAGGGCCGCACCGAGAGCCUGAAUGCAUACGCGCACAUACUCAUGGCCCGGUACGCAAGAGAGGAGGUCGAAAGCCACGUAGGGGAGCUGGUCUCGUCGAUGAUUAAGAGCAUCAGGCAGGAGACGACAGAGGCGGAGACUGUCAAGGCCCUGAAAGCGCUCGCCGUCACGGCCGUGACUAUCGACUCCGAUAGCAUCUACGAAGAUAUUGCCGACCAACUCAAGCGGACGAUACAGUCCUCUUCCUCCAUUGCGGUCAAAGUCAAUGCGAUUCACACACUCGGCACAACUGCCUUCUUCGCUGGGGCUGGCGACGAUGAGAUCUUGGACAUUAUGAGUCUUCUUAUAGAGAUUAUUGAGUCGGACGGUGCAUCCAUCGACGCGCAAGACGAAGGCAACGUUGUGAUUGCUGCCUUGGAAGAAUGGGGUCUCCUCGCGACCGAGAUUGAAGAUCUUGAGGAAGAAACAGAAGCCGCAAUGGACGCCUUUGUCGAGCAGCUCGAGAGCGCCGACUCUGGUGUUCAGAUCGCAGCAGGCGAGAACAUUGCGCUCCUCUACGAAAAAUCCCUCACUCCCCAAGAAGAAGACGAGGACGUUCAGGAAGACCAAGACUCGGAUGAUCCAGAACACGUUCGAGACGGUGAACGACUAGUCAAGCGCUACACCGUCUACCGAAGACAAGACCAGCUCUUGCACACGCUCGACGAACUCGCCAACGUCUCCACACGCCGCAUCUCCAAAAAGGACCGCAAGGCACUACACUCCUCGUUCGCAGAUAUCCGCAACACGGUUGAGAAGCCCGCGCGCGGCCCUGCCUACUCCACUGCCCUGCACGAAGAAACUGGCAAGGCCUACGGAGCGGGUAGGAUGAAAGUCAAGAUCAACAAGAACGUGGAAGUUCGCAUCGACAAGUGGUGGAAAUUGCAGAGGUUGAAUGCCCUGCGACGGACGCUGCAGGGUGGGUUUACUUACCACUACGACCAGAACGAAAUGGUCUCGACGGCUCUUCCUUUUUCCAUGUCUGCGAGGCGGUAA